Messenger RNA from Eutrema salsugineum, 2133 nucleotides. RefSeq lists its product as uncharacterized. Gene Ontology annotation, biological process: DNA integration. The record is from RefSeq and is a predicted model, not a curated record. The coding region runs from base 1 to 2133 and encodes 710 amino acids. The transcript has a single exon. Lineage: Eukaryota; Viridiplantae; Streptophyta; Magnoliopsida; Brassicales; Brassicaceae. Gene Ontology annotation, molecular function: RNA-DNA hybrid ribonuclease activity; nucleic acid binding.
AUGAAACUAAACCCGGUGAAGUUCAGAUUCGCGGUUACCUCGGGAGAGUUCCUCGGCUACCUGGUAACUCACCGAGGCAUCGAAGCAAAUCCUAAGCAGAUCAACGCAUUAAUCGAGAUGCCCUCUCCAAGGACGAAGCGAGAAGUUCAAAGGCUCACAGGAAGGGUCGCUGUACUAAACAGAUUUAUUUCCCGCUCCACCGACAAGUGCCUGCCUUUCUACGACACCCUUCGAGGAAAUAAGAAGUUCGAGUGGGACGAGCGAUGCGAUACAGCUUUCCAGGAGUUAAGGAGUUAUCUGGCGAGCCCGCCGAUCUUGGCGAAACCAGUUGAAGGAGAGCCCCUCUUCCUCUACAUCGCCGUAUCUGUUACGGCUGUGAGUGGGGUGUUGAUAAGGGAAGAGCAAUCCGAGCAAAAACUCAUCUUCUACGUCAGCCAGACACUGACCGAUGCUGAGACCCAUUACCCCCAGAUCGAGAAGGUUGCCCUAGCCAUUGUAGUAUCAGCUCGCGAGCCGCGUCCGUAUUUUCAAUCACAUUCGAUCGUUGUGCUCGCUACACUUCCGCUGCGUUUGAUCCUGCACAGCCUGAGCCAAUUCGGGCGGCUCGCCAAAUGGGCCAUAGAGUUGAGCGAGUACGAUAUCGAAUAUCAGAAUAGGUCGUCUGCGAAAUCACAAGUGCUCGCAGAUUUUCUCAUCGAACUUCCGGCCGAGGCGACGACCAAGCCAACCCCAAACGAAGUAUGGACGCUGCACGUCGACGGCUCGUCAUCUAAACACGGGUCGGGAAUAGAAAUCCGUCUCACCUCUCCCACCGGGGAAAUAUUGGAGCAGUCUUUUCGUCUGAACUUCCACGCCUCGAACAACAAAGCACAAUACGAAGUACUAAUCGCUGGCAUACGAUUGACACAGGGAAUCGGAGUUCAAAAGAUAAGAGCCUUUUGCUAUUCACAGCUUGUAGCAUGCCAAUUCAACGGAGAGUACGAGGCGAAGGAUGGACGAAUGGGAGCUUACCUCAAAGUGGUCCAAGAUUUGGUGCAAAAGUUCGACGAGUUUGAGCUCACACGAAUACCCCGAGGUGAAAACACCUCGGCAUAUGCCUUGGCAGCACUUGCUUCGACUUCAGACCCAGACCUCCGACGAACAAUUCUAGUCAAAUUCAUCGAACGUCCUAGCAUCGCAGAAGUAGAAGGAGUUCGGCGGAUAAAUCCUCCUGAGCAGGAACCAGAGAGCGGCGAAAAAAGCCCUAUGGAUGAAGACGCCUCACCAGCCGAGCUGGAGUACGGCUGCGACCAAGAAUGGCUCGGAGCCAUCCGAGUAUAUAUCGCCAAUGAAGAAGUACCAUCCGACAAGUGGGAAGCCCGCAAAUUAAAAGCUCAGGCCGCGCGAUAUGUCCUCGUCGACGACGAGAUGUUUAAAUGGAGAUUUUUAGGACCGCUCAUAACAUGCGUCGAGAGACCGAAGGCAAGAAAAAUAAUGCACGAAGUGCACAGCGGCGCGUGCGGAAACUAUUCUAGCGGAAGGUCACUCGCGAUCAAGAUAAAACGGCACGGUUACUUCUGGUCUACGAUGGUCAAGGACUGCGAGAGGUUUACGGCGAAGUGCGAGAAAUGUCAAUGGCACGCGCCUACAAUCCACCAACCUACCGAGCUGCUGUCAUCGAUCUCAUCACCUUAUCUUUUCAUGAGAUGGUCGAUGAAUAUAGUCGGACCUCUACAUCGAUCGAAGCAGAAGCGCUUUCUGCUCGUCCUCACGGAUUAUUUUUCUAAGUGGGUCGAGGCCGAUUCCUACGCGAGCAUAAAUGACGCUCAAGUCGAAAACUUCGUCUGGGAAAACAUCAUCUGCCGACAUGGGGUCCCCUACGAGAUAGUCACCGAUAACGGAUCCCAGUUCAUCUCAACGCGCUUUGAAGCUUUCUGCGAGAAAUGGAAAAUUCGUUUGAGCAAAUCUACGCCAAGUUAUCCCCAAAGGAACGGACAAGCCGAAGCAGCCAACAAGACAAUCCUAGACGAUCUAAAAAAGAGGCUUGACGCCAAGAAAGGACGAUGGGCAGACGAGCUCGAAGGAGUCAUUUGGUCGCAUCGGACAACUCCGCGCCGAGGUACUGGAGAAACUCCAUUCGCUCUAGUCUAUUAG